AGUACUCGAUUCAAUCCGCUCACGUCAACACAGCACGCUAAAAAUGAAGUCUGCUAUUAUUUGCGUGUUCUUCAUCGCGACUGCAACGUGGGCUCAGGAUACAAGGCCAGAAGUUCCCAUCUAUCUACCGCCGCCCUCUAUAACAACGACGACCACAGAGGCACCAGUAACGACCACUAUAACAGAGGAGCCAACAACAGAAUCCUUGACAACUACAACAACUGAGACCAGUUCCACAUUCUCAACAACCGAGCCUGCCGCAACUACAACAACGGAAAUAUCCACAACUUCGACAACCGAACCAAGUACUACAACUUUAACAACAAAGAAGAUCCCAUCAACAACAACAGCAAUCAUCACAACUACAGGAGUAGAAACCUCCACAACUACAACGACAGAAACCACCACAGCUUCCACAACACAAGGCGAUCCAAUAUAUCCGACUUACAGACCUCCCUACAUGCGGCCCUCGACCUCAGGGAUACCUCCCGUUUCUUCCACAAACCCCUGGAUCUGGAACAAUGGCAAUCCGGCAGUAAAAUGUUAUCUGCGAAAUCAACAGGAAUACAGAAGUGAUUGUUAUGGAGUGGGUUGGCAUCCGACGACAAUUUGUUACCGCUGCUGCUACUAUGAUCAAAACAGAAUCGCCGGAUGCAGUAAAAUUCACCGAGGACGGUGUUCGUGGUACGAUUAUGCUCGAUGGAUAUCACCGAAUUUCUAUGUCUAUUAAAUAAUAACAUUAAAAGGUGGCGUAACAUUGAAAUUAUAUAUGAACUGUACAUUUCUGUAAUAAAACAAUUGUUAUCCGUUGGGUGUCGAAC
This is a messenger RNA of Drosophila melanogaster (fruit fly), 821 nucleotides long. RefSeq lists its product as uncharacterized. Lineage: Eukaryota; Metazoa; Arthropoda; Insecta; Diptera; Drosophilidae. The record is from RefSeq and is marked reviewed. Bases 44 to 730 code for a protein of 228 amino acids. The transcript is spliced from 2 exons.